Sinocyclocheilus rhinocerous is the source of this 1841-nucleotide messenger RNA. It is a transcript of the gene asgr1c.1, whose product is annotated as asialoglycoprotein receptor 1c, tandem duplicate 1. The record is from RefSeq and is a predicted model, not a curated record. NCBI's taxonomy places the organism in Eukaryota, Metazoa, Chordata, Actinopteri, Cypriniformes, Cyprinidae. The transcript has 18 exons. Bases 1 to 1785 code for a protein of 594 amino acids.
AUGGCAAUGGAUUGCUCUGAAGAAUACAUUAAAAUGGAGAUGGAAUGUGAACCAAAGAAAUCAUUUCGGAGAGGUCUUCCAUGCAGGAGACAAACUGGCAUCCUUGUGCUUCUGGGAACAGUCUGCAUGAUUAUUUUCAUGGUCUUGACUUCUGUCAUCUAUUCCCAUCAAGAACGAAAGUUCUCAACGCUGGAGAGUUGGAUGAAAAGCCACACUUCUGAUCUAACCUCAGUCAAAUCUGAUUUUCAGAACACGGGAGGUGAUCUAGAAAAGAAGGCUGCUGAGCUGCAGAACUUAGUGUUCAGCCUGAGUUCAUAUUUCAACACGUCUGGAUCAAGUAACCCAGAGACCAGAGAAAUGCAAAUAAAGAAGUUGUCUAAUAUUGAGACCCUGAUGACCGCUCUUGGCUCGUCACUGAGUUCACUCGCAUCCAAACAAGAAGAAAACCUACAAAAGCUGGAGCGCCAGCAGGAUGUGUCACACACUGAAGUCAAGAGUUUGAUGGACAGUUUGAGUUCUGCACUAGCGGCCCUCAGGAAUAAACUGACAGAAGACAUUGGCAAGCAGGACCAGAAACAGACUGAAACAAAAAUAUUAUUAGACAGUUUGAGCUCAUCUGUUACUUCUCUACAGUCUGAUCAACAAAAGAAACAGUGUGACUUUGAGUCUCUGUCGAGCUCACUGAGGGACUUGAAGAGUUCAGUUUCAGAUCUCACUUCUUCUGUCGCAUCUAUUUCUUCUCGACUAUCCGUCAGCAUGCAGGAUGUGUCGCAAAGUGACAUAAAGAGUUUGAUGAACAGUUUGAGUUCUGCAGUGUCAGCGCUGACGGCGCAGCUGAAUGAUGCAGUUAACAAGCAGGACCAGAAACAGAAUGAAACAGAAAGAUCACUGGACAGUUUGAAGGCAUCUAUAGAGUCUGAUUUACAAAACAAACAACGUGACUUCGAGUCUCUGUCGAGCUCACUGAGGGACCUGAAGAGUUCAGUUUCAGAUCUCACUUCUUCUGUCGCAUCUAUUUCUUCUCAACUAUCAGUCAACAUGCAACAGCAGGAUGUGAAAAGCUCGAUGAACAGUUUGAAUUUUACAGUAUCAGCACUGACAUCUACACUAAAUGAUGCAGUUAAAAAGCAGGAACAGAAACAGACGGAAACAGAAAGAUCACUGGACAGUUUGAAGUCGUCUGUACAGUCUGAUCAACAAAACAAACAGCGUGACUUGGAGUCUCUGAAGAGCUCAUUGAGUGACCUGAAGAGUUCAGUGUCAGAUCUCACUUCUUCUGUCGCAUCUAUUUCCUCAAAACAACAAACCUCUGAGGAAAGAGUCAUGAACGCUCUGAAGGGGCUGAUAACUAAUACGAGCGCUAAAAAAGCAGACGUCUCUGUGGCCAACUGUAAAUGUGGCUGGAUCUUGUACAAAAGCAGCUGUUUCUUGUUCUCUAGUGAUCAACUCAACUGGUCUGGGGCCCGAGAUUACUGCAAAGCGCAGGGCGCGCUACUCCUGAAAAUACAAGAGGACGAUGAGGAGUGGGCCUUUCUGAACAAUCAAACCAUACCCACAAGCUACUGGGUGGGUCUAACGGAUCAGACCACAGGCCAGUGGAGAUGGGCGGAUGAAACUCCUUACACCAUGAAUAAAGAACGCUGGAAUCCUGGGCAGCCGGAUGACUGGACAGAACAUAAUAUGGGAGAGGGAGGAGAGGACUGUGGGCAGAUAACAGCUACUGGGAAACUGAAUGACAACCACUGCUCUGUCAAAAUGAGAUUUAUAUGCAGAGUGCAAUUCUGAAACUCAACAUGUCUGUGAUGAAGUUUGGUCAAAAUGACAAGGAAGAUUAAAUCUCU